AUUUUAGUCUUGAUUUUUUAUUCCAAAAAGAUUUUAAUGAAAUAUCAUGACAAUAUCCAGGAUUGCGACUCUAAUUUUAUAUCGAUGGCGAGUGCGAUUUUUUCGACAGUAUGAAGAUCGGUUCGAGUUUUGAGAUCAGGGGUAUAUGGGAAGUUUAUGAGGAGGGAUUUAGGGGGUUUGUGGUUCUACGGAGGAGAUCAGAUCGAAACCAUGGGGGGAAAGGGGUUUUUGGAUUUAAAAGUUUUGGAUUGGAUUGGAUUUUCCAGAUUGGAAAGAAGUUUGGUGUAUACGAAGAGGGUUUUCCUCGAUGGAUGGUAAUGGAGUUAUGGAGAUGGGAUCGAAAGGUCAAUCAAUGGUAUCAGGGUCCAGACAAGGAAGGUGAAGCUACUGUUAUUAUUCAAAGGGACCUGUAUAAUUGCUCAAGGGUCAGUGGCUGGUCAAGUCUGGUGGUAAGAAGGUUCAGGCCCCAAGCUUGGGCUUGAAGAUUUCGAUCCCAAAGUUCGAUAACUCCAAUCUCAUUGCGGAGUACUCAAAAACGGUGAUCGGGCGGUGUAUGAACCCAUCCAAGCAGGUGAUGAAGGCGUUGCUGUACCACCUCCCGAAGAUCUGGAAUGUGGAUGAGAGAGUGGCGGGAGCAGACUUGGGAAUGGGGCGUUUCCAGUUCGAUUUUGAUCAAGAGGAAGAUAUUGUGGAGGUGAUGAAAAACGAGCCUUUCCACUUUGAUAAUUGGAUGCUGUCUAUUGUCCGGUGGGAGCCGGUGGUGGAGGAGAACUAUCCAUCUAAAAUAACAUUCUGGGUACGUAUCAUGGGUGUACCUCUCCACUUUUGGGCUGCACCAACUUUCAAAAGUAUAGGGGAGGCCUUGGGAGUGGUUAGGGGAGAUGAAGAUGUUGACAUUGAUGAAGGAAAGGUUAGGGUAAUCAUUGAUGCUUUCAAGCCUCUGGUCUUCUCAGUCACGGCAGAGUUCCAUAGUGGUGAAGAAUCUAUCAUAGCUUUGCGAUAUGAGAAGCUACAUGGGCUUUGUCGAAUCUGCUCAAGCUUGAGGCAUGAUCAGACUAAAUGUCCAACGGUGAUGAAGAGUACAGAGGAGGAGAAGGCGGCACAGCCACCAAGGACAGAUCAGAAUCAGGACCCAUCCAUGUUAAGUUACAAGGGUGCAGUUGAAUCGCAAGGAAGAGUGUCUGGUGGGGCUGUUGAUGGUAACAACCGGAGAAAUGGUCAACAAGUUCCGCGAAACAAUGAGUAUAAAGGAAAAGGCAUUGCAUAUGAUAACAACAGCUAUGAUGGUUUCAAAAAGCCGGGCUUCAAGAGGUCUUAUGGAGAUCAAGAUGGGGCCCAGUCAAGGAAUAUGAGGCAGAGUGGGCGUCUUUCCCACACAGAGGCGCCAGCGGGAUAUGCUAUGGCUACUAGUGGUUUAAGUAAGCUUGACUCUCAAGAUGUGGGACAACACUUAGACCAUCAACAAAAUCUUAUGAUGGAUGCUUUUCGAAGUGGAAAGAGUGGUGAGAGGAACCAGUCUUCAGUUUCCAAGGCUCGUAAAGCUCUCACCUUUGAAGGAAACUCAUCGGGUAUGGCUUUGAAGGGGUUGGAAGGAGAGGAUGAUGCGAUCAUGGAAGAGGCUGAGACUAAGGGACUUGAGAAGACAACCCUUAUCCCUGACCCCCUUGAGGCGGCUGUUGUGGAGGCUAAAAUGGUUGGUGGUGACAUGGAACGUGAGGGAAAGGAGGAAGGGGAGAAGGAGGGCUUGAUUGAGGAGGUGGAGACUGAGGGGGUGGUGCUGGAGCUUACCGAGGAUGUGGCCUCUACUGAAGGAGUAGAAGAGGGGGGCGCUGAUCAGUUAGGAGACGUCAUCCCCACUGAAGAAGAUUUCGACGUGGAGGAAGAGAAUCAAUUGAUGGAGACAGAAUCUCAGGAGGUUAGAAUGGUUAAUGAGGGCAAAGAAUGUCCGGUUAAUAGGAAGAAGCUUGGGAAAACAAGUGGUGCUGUGAUGGAAGGCACGCUUAAGAAGCGACUGGUGCAGAGUAUCGUCUCUCCAAGGAAGAAACACACGGCUAAGCAGGGUAGUAAGAUGGGGGAGAAGGGCGCAUUACCCCCAAAGAAGGCUUCGGUUAAGCCAGAUCCUGAUCAGGAUUAAAGAGUUAUCAAGUUUUCUAAUAUUUAAUGAAUAAGUGUUGGGAAAGAUCUAGUUUUUUCUCUGGUUUUCGGUUUGAUUUUGCUUUCAAUUUUUGUUAUGAGUUUCCUCUGAGGUUUUCAGGGUGUUGGAAUAAUAUAUUUGGAUUUUUUUCUUUGGUA
Molecule: messenger RNA, 2292 nt
Organism: Brassica napus (rape)
Lineage: Eukaryota; Viridiplantae; Streptophyta; Magnoliopsida; Brassicales; Brassicaceae
Exons: 2
Coding region: 554-2134 (526 amino acids)
Source: RefSeq, a predicted model, not a curated record